This is a messenger RNA of Uranotaenia lowii, 570 nucleotides long. RefSeq lists its product as uncharacterized. Bases 99 to 497 code for a protein of 132 amino acids. Gene Ontology annotation, biological process: sensory perception of smell. Gene Ontology annotation, molecular function: odorant binding. The transcript has 3 exons. The record is from RefSeq and is a predicted model, not a curated record. Lineage: Eukaryota; Metazoa; Arthropoda; Insecta; Diptera; Culicidae.
UAUCAAAAGGUCAACAAACAAUCGAUAGCUGGUAAAAUUAGGGAAGUUUGAAAAGGUGAAAUUACCUAGAUCAGUCGGUGCCUGAACUUUGACGAAGAAUGAAGGUCUUUAUUGUUGUUGCGUUGCUGUUCUGUUUUUCGACGGCAUAUGCCGAAGUCACCAAAGGACAGAUGAAAACGAUCCUCGAGAGGGCAAAAAUAUGCAUGACAAAGUUGAACAUUCCCUUCAACGAUAGCAUCCCUGAGCGUGCUCUCUACAAUAUUGACGUUACGGAGAAGGAUUUACCGUACAUCGAAUGCAUCCUGCGUCAGUUUGGAUUUUUCGACGAGAACGAUAACAUGGUGCCAGAUGAGGUGGUGGACUUCCUAUCGCAGAAAUAUGAUCGCUCAAAGAUUAAACCGUUGGUCGAAAAGUGUAUCAAGGUUCAAGGAACGCUGAUGGAACGCGUUUGGAAAUACUAUCAGUGCUUCUACACCGAGAAAACUUUCGAUAUGUGAACGAUGUCACGAGGUUUGAAAUUUGUUUUUAUUGAAAAAUAAAGGUUUUUUAAAACUAGAGAUAAAAAUUAGA